This is a messenger RNA of Orycteropus afer afer, 438 nucleotides long. It is a transcript of the gene FTCDNL1, whose product is annotated as formiminotransferase cyclodeaminase N-terminal like. Gene Ontology annotation, molecular function: transferase activity; folic acid binding. NCBI's taxonomy places the organism in Eukaryota, Metazoa, Chordata, Mammalia, Tubulidentata, Orycteropodidae. The record is from RefSeq and is a predicted model, not a curated record.
AUGUCUUCCUCCAGACCGGGACUCCGUUUGGCUGCCUGUUUACUAAACAUUUCAGAAGCCAGAAGAAAAUAUGUUGUUGAGAACAUAGCAAAAGCAGCUCUUCUUGGUGAAAAUGGGCAGGAACAUCCUGAAGUAUCAGUGCUUAAUAUAUUUUCUGAUCAAGACUACAAUAGAUCAGUCAUUACAAUAGCAGCGUCUGUUGAUAGACUGGGCCUCGCGGAGAACCUGGUCCUGCGCGUUCCUGGAUCCAGUGUGUUUCUCUUCGGUGAAGCUGACCUGCCUGAGAAGCGCAGUCUUGUCCAGAGAAGGAAGCAACUGGGCUGGUUUACAAGGAGGGACCUCAGAGCUCUGAAACCUGACCUGGGGACUGCAUCAGCAUGGAGAUGUGGUUUAACAGGUUCUGUGCAUGGCUUUGGUUCUGCUUUGUUUUGUUCUUAA